GUGUGCUUGUGGCUCUUUUAUCUGCUCUUGUGUCGGCCAUAGUUCUUGAUUGAAUCGUUGAAGAAGGAAAAAUACAAGGAGAUUCAUUCUCAUCCCCUGUUUUUCUUCUCUUUCUCUGUUUUUUUUCCCCUGAAUCUCUGCAAUCGUUUUUGGGUGAGAUUUUUGGGUUUCCUUCUUUUUCUAAUAAAAGAGAGUGUCAGAGAAGAGAGAUUCCGUGUAUUAUUUAUUCUGUUUCUGAGUUUGUGGAUCUCGGGUCUUUGAAAGUAGGAGUGAGGAAGGUGACUGGAGAUUCCAGUGAAUUAACACUGUUUGUUUCUCUCCGGAAAAUAUUGUAAUCGUCCUCUAAUUCUCAAAAAGAAAACAGGGAAGAAGCAGGGUUACUGUUUCAAUCUUCUGAAUCAUUGGAAACAGUUUUGAUGCUGAUUGCUGAAGUUGUGUCAGGGAACCUACAGAGCUGUUUCAAGCUUUGUGAUUGUUGAAAAAAUUUGGGGUAUUUUUUUUCUCAACUUUUUACAUGAUGGGUGAUGAAGACGAAGCUUUAUUGAGAAAGAUGGAGCUUUACGGAAUCUAAAGUUGGUUUUUCUAGUUUUUCAGCAAUGUUUAGAUUCCGUUCUGCAAUAUCUCCGGUGAGGAUUGAAGAACAUCCUCACUGCAUAUUUACGUGGCGCCGGUGAUUCUUAUUUUUCUGGUGUUCCUCCAUUCAUUCAUGCCUGUUAAGCAUUUACUUUUGCAAUCAUUGUUUUGGUUGAGAUGAUUAGGUUUAUGGAUUCAAAAGAAAACCCGAAGGAGGUGGAGAAGUACUUGGAUUCUCAGCUAUGGCAUGCCUGUGCCGGGGGAAUGGUUCAGAUGCCUCCGGCAAAUGCCAAAAUCUUUUACUUUCCUCAGGGUCAUGCUGAGCACGCCUGUGGCCCUGUGGAUUUCAGGAACUGCCCAAGAAUACCUCCGUAUGUGCUUUGUAGAGUCACUGCUAUCAAAUUCAUGGCUGAUUCUGAGACUGAUGAGGUUUUUGGGAAAAUUAGUUUGGUCCCAUUGAGUGCUAAUGAGGUUGAUUUUGAGGAUGAUGGGAAUGGAGGCAUUCAUGGUAAUGAUACGCAGGAAAAGCCGGCUUCUUUUGCAAAGACAUUGACUCAAUCUGAUGCCAACAAUGGUGGGGGUUUCUCUGUUCCACGGUACUGUGCUGAGACUAUUUUCCCAAGAUUGGAUUACUCUGCUGACCCCCCUGUCCAGACAAUUCUUGCAAAGGAUGUUCAUGGUGAGACUUGGAAGUUUAGGCAUAUUUAUAGGGGGACGCCUCGAAGGCAUCUGUUGACUACUGGAUGGAGCAAUUUUGUGAACCAAAAGAAGCUUGUAGCUGGCGAUUCAAUUGUGUUCUUGAGAGCGGAGAAUGGGGAUCUUUGCGUGGGGAUUAGACGGGCAAAGAGGGGGAUUGGAGGGGGACCUGAGUCAUCAACCGGGUGGAAUCCAGCGGGUGGGAAUUCUGUAAUGCCUUAUGGAGGGUUUUCAGCAUUUUUGAGGGAGGAUGAGAACAAGCUGAUAAGAAAUGGAAAUGGGAUGAACUCAAAUAGUAAUUUGAUGCGAAAGGGGAAAGUGAGGCCUGAAUCAGUUAUUGAAGCUGCAACACUUGCAUCCAGUGGACAGCCGUUUGAGGUUGUCUAUUACCCUCGGGCGAGCACCCCAGAGUUCUGUGUCAAGGUCUCAUUGGUGAAGGCAGCAUUACAGAUCCAGUGGUGUUCUGGAAUGAGAUUCAAAAUGGCCUUUGAAACGGAGGACUCUUCAAGGAUUAGUUGGUUUAUGGGUACCAUAUCUUCUGUUCAGGUUGCUGAUCCACUCCGUUGGCCUGACUCACCUUGGAGGCUUCUUCAGGUUACAUGGGAUGAGCCAGAUUUGCUUCAAAAUGUGAAACGAGUUAGUCCAUGGUUGGUCGAGUUGGUAUCUAACAUGCCUGCCAUUCAUCUUUCUCCAUUUUCGCCCCCAAGGAAGAAGCUGAGACUUCCACAACACCCAGAUUUCCCGCUUGAUGGCCAUUUUCCAGUGCCAAACUUUCCAGGAAACCUUCUUAUGCCCAACAAUCCCUUUGGAUGUCUACCAGAAAAAACUCCUGCAGGCAUGCAGGGAGCCAGGCAUGCUCAUUAUGGUCCAUCCUUACCGGGUUUCCACUUCAACAAACUGCAGUCAGAUCUCUUUCCGGCUGGUUUCCCACCGCUUGAUCACACUCCUACACCCAAUAGGACAUUCAAUGAUGGUCCAAUCAUUCAGAAACCUACCAUGAGCAAUAACGUUUCUUGCUUUCUAACCAUGGCACAUUCUUCUCAAAGUUCAAAGAAAACCAUUGAUGUGACAACACCCCAGCUUGUACUUUUUGGUCAGCCAAUUCUUACAGAGCAGCAGAUCUCUCUUAGCCGCUCUGGUGAUACAAUCUUAACAGUUCCUACUAGAAAUAGUUCAUUUAAGGGAAAUCCAGAUAAAAUGGAAAAUUUUUCUGAUGGUUCUGGAUCGGUAGUUCUUCAUCAAGGCCUACCAGAGCGCUCAUCUUGUGAAAGUUUUCCACGGUACAAGGACAAUCGCCAAGGAGCUGAACCUAACUUGGAGACUGGUCAUUGUAAAGUUUUCAUGGAAUCAGAUGAUGUAGGCCGCACAAUUGAUCUUUCAUUGCUUCGAUCUUAUGAUGAACUGUCCAGAAAGCUAGCAGACAUGUUUGGCCUUGAAAAAUCAGAGACACCAAACCAUGUGCUCUACCUGGACGUUAAAGGUGCAGUCAAACACAUUGGAGAUGAACCAUUCAGUGACUUCACAAAAACUGUGAGGAGACUAACAAUCCUAACGGAUUCAAGCAGCGACAAUAUAGGAAGGUAGAAGAAAGAAAAAAUAAUCGGCAAUGUCAAAUUUGUAUAGCCGCUUUGCUCAAGCCAUUCAUACUUGUGCUGACCAUUUAGCUUUCGGGAUGAACCAAUCCAAGUUUUGGACUUCCAGCCAAAUCUUCCAACCAAAAUACAUGGAUUUUGAAAUU
This is a messenger RNA of Rubroshorea leprosula, 3007 nucleotides long. NCBI's taxonomy places the organism in Eukaryota, Viridiplantae, Streptophyta, Magnoliopsida, Malvales, Dipterocarpaceae. The record is from the annotation of a GenBank genome assembly.